CUGUGUGCUCAACGGCUGGCUGAGGUUAUCGUUAACUUGCGCGAGUAUAUAAGUGUUCACAUUUGUAUAUUUGGCACUGUCCGAGGUUGGUUAUCGUGCGUGUAAUAUUGAGUACUUAGUUUUUUUUUGUACUACGAAAUAUGAAGACUGUUGUGAUACUUUGUGUGGCCCUGGUGGUUGUAAUGGCUAAACCACAAGAAAAAGUUCAAGUCGUCGACCCAGGCUACUACCAGGGCGGUAAUACCAACGGAGUGAAUGUGGUUGAUAACCCAGACCCUGGCUUUUAUCAAGGCGGCAACAAUAAUGGAGUGAGUGUGAUUGAUAACCCAGACCCCGGAUUUUACCAAGGCGGCAACAAUGGAGUUCAUGUCGUUGAUGGUCCACAAGGAGGAAAUAACGGAGUAAUUGUGGUAGACAACCCAGACCCCGGUUAUUAUCAAGGCGGCAGCAACGGAGUGAAUGUAAUAAAUCCCGACCCCGGGUUUUAUCAAGGCGGAAGCAACGGAGUAAUAGUGGUAGAAAACCCAGACCCCGGGUAUUAUCAAGGCGGAAAUUUGGGAGCUGGAGUCAUUCAAAACCCUGAUUCCUUCUACUACGGAGGCAACCCUGGAGGCCAACAAUUGCGACCAUACCCACACAGACCACGUAAGAUUUUUUUUAAUUAUUUCAAUAAUUGUAUUUAAAAGACUGAAGUACCUACUCAUAUGAUGGGUCACUUAAAUUGAUGAUGAUGAUGAUAUGCUCGACUCCAGUGAGUAAAGUCGAGGACGGAAAUGUCAACUAAAAAUACCAAAAUUCUUAGCUGAGGCCGAGUCGAGAGGAGAUUGAGUCGAGUUAAUAUCUUAGAAUACGGGAGUCGUCUCCAUCACGGUCGGGACACCCGGGUGGGUCGGGUAUCGUACAGGGGGGGGGGGGGGAAGGUUUAAGCUGGUAAGCUUAAACUCAUUUCUGACACUGAAAAAGUGAGUGAAGUGUGGCCGGACACCUCAUAUAAAAAUUUCACUUUUUCAUAUCUAAAAAAUCACGUGCAAAUUCAUUCAGCGGUUCCCGAAAUCAUUAUGUAAGUAUUAACGUGUCUUUUUUUGAUUUCAGUGAACAACCCCUACGAACGCAGCGGCAAGUAAGGACAUACAGUCACUGACGAUAAAAGUGCGACCUUCAAUUAAAAUACAUAAUAAAAGUACUUAAAUUCUA
Pectinophora gossypiella (pink bollworm) is the source of this 1194-nucleotide messenger RNA. RefSeq names its product variant surface antigen F-like. The transcript is spliced from 12 exons. The record is from RefSeq and is a predicted model, not a curated record. The coding region runs from base 141 to 683 and encodes 180 amino acids. Lineage: Eukaryota; Metazoa; Arthropoda; Insecta; Lepidoptera; Gelechiidae.